AUGUAUCAGGUCUUAUUUCUGAUCCUAAAACUUUUUUCUUUUGUAGCUUCUGCAGAAAAGGAGGCGAUCAAGAGUACAUACUCCAAAGUGCUGGAUGCAUAUGGACUCCUCGGUGUUUUACGCCUCAACCUGGGUGACACCACGCUACAUUAUCUGGUCCUCGUCACCGGGUGCAUGUCUGUGGGGAAAAUUCAAGAAUCUGAAGUGUUCCGAGUGACUUCCACGGAGUUUAUAUCCCUGCGAGCCGACUCCUCCGAUGAGGAUCGCAUUUCCGAAGUGCGCAAGGUGCUGAACUCGGGGAACUUCUAUUUCGCGUGGUCGGCCUCGGGGGUCAGCUUGGACCUGAGCCUUAACGCCCACCGCCGCAUGCAGGAGCACACGACCGACAACAGGUUCUUCUGGAACCAGUCUUUGCACCUGCACCUGCAGCACUACGGCGUGAGCUGUGACGACUGGCUGCUGCGCCUCAUGUGCGGGGGCGUCGAGGUCAGGACCAUCUACGCGGCCCACAAGCAGGCCAAGGCCUGCCUCAUCUCCAGGCUGAGCUGCGAGCGCGCCGGGACCAGGUUCAAUGUCCGCGGCACCAACGACGAUGGCCACGUCGCCAAUUUUGUAGAAACGGAGCAGGUCGUGUACUUAGAUGACUCCGUUUCUUCCUUCAUCCAAAUCCGGGGCUCGGUUCCGUUGUUCUGGGAGCAGCCAGGCUUGCAGGUGGGCUCGCACCGUGUCCGGAUGUCCAGGGGCUUCGAAGCCAAUGCGCCCGCCUUUGACAGGCAUUUUAGAACACUUAAGAGUCUGUAUGGCAAACAAAUAGUAAUAAACCUGCUUGGAUCUAAGGAAGGUGAACAUAUGCUCAGUAAGGCCUUCCAGAGCCACCUGAAGGCUUCGGAGCACGCGGCCGACGUGCAGAUGGUGAGCUUCGACUACCACCAGCUGGUGAAGGGGGGCAAGGCCGAUAAGCUGCACAGCGUCCUCCGGCCUCAGGUCCAGAGGUUCCUCGAUUACGGCUUUUUUCAUUUCGACGGAAGUGAUGUUCGAAGGUGCCAGAGUGGGACCGUCCGCACCAACUGCUUGGACUGCCUGGACAGGACGAACAGCGUGCAGGCCUUCCUGGGCCUGGAGAUGCUGGCGAAACAGCUGGAAGCCCUCGGCUUGGCUGAGAAGCCCCAGUUGGUGACUCGCUUUCAGGAGGUUUUCCGCUCCAUGUGGUCGGUGAACGGUGACUCCAUCAGUAAGAUCUACGCCGGGACCGGGGCUCUGGAAGGAAAGGCCAAGGCUGGGAAGCUAAAAGAUGGUGCUCGCUCUGUCACUAGAACGAUUCAGAAUAACUUCUUUGACAGCUCCAAGCAAGAGGCCAUUGACGUUUUGCUCCUGGGAAACACUCUAAAUAGUGAUUUAGCUGACAAAGCGCGAGCACUUUUAACCACUGGAAGUUUGCGUGUCUCUGAGCAGACGCUGCAGUCAGCCUCUUCGAAAGUUCUGAAGAGCAUGUGCGAGAGUUUCUACAAGUUUUCAAAGCCCAAGAAGAUCCGCGUGUGUGUGGGCACCUGGAAUGUGAACGGCGGGAAGCAGUUCCGCAGCAUAGCUUUUAAGAACCAGACCCUCACCGACUGGCUUCUUGAUGCCCCCAGGCUGGCGGGCAUCCAGGAGUUUCAAGAGAGAAGAAGUAAGCCGACAGACAUAUUUGCGAUCGGGUUUGAGGAGAUGGUGGAGCUGAAUGCGGGCAACAUUGUGAAUGCGAGCACCACGAACCAGAAGCUCUGGGCCGUGGAGCUCCAGAAGACCCUCUCCCGGGACAACAAGUACGUGCUGCUGGCCUCCGAGCAGCUGGUGGGCGUCUGCCUGUUCGUCUUCAUCCGCCCGCAGCACGCGCCCUUCAUCAGGGAUGUCGCCGUGGACACUGUGAAGACGGGAAUGGGAGGCGCCACUGGCAACAAGGGAGCGGUGGCCAUCCGCCUGCUGUUCCACACGACCAGCCUCUGCUUCGUCUGCAGCCACUUCGCCGCAGGGCAGUCCCAGGUCAAGGAGCGGAAUGAGGACUUCGCGGAGAUCGUGCGGAAGCUGAGCUUCCCUAUG
Myotis lucifugus (little brown bat) is the source of this 2076-nucleotide messenger RNA. RefSeq names its product synaptojanin-1. The record is from RefSeq and is a predicted model, not a curated record. Gene Ontology annotation, biological process: phosphatidylinositol dephosphorylation; synaptic vesicle endocytosis; brain development. NCBI's taxonomy places the organism in Eukaryota, Metazoa, Chordata, Mammalia, Chiroptera, Vespertilionidae. Gene Ontology annotation, molecular function: phosphatidylinositol-4,5-bisphosphate 5-phosphatase activity. Gene Ontology annotation, cellular component: presynapse; perinuclear region of cytoplasm.